This is a messenger RNA of Schistosoma intercalatum, 1519 nucleotides long. Lineage: Eukaryota; Metazoa; Platyhelminthes; Trematoda; Strigeidida; Schistosomatidae. The record is from the annotation of a GenBank genome assembly.
AUGUCAUUUACCUUUGAACAAUUUGAAGCCUUAUUGGAACGCCAAGAAAAACGUUUUGAACAGUUUCAAAUGCGCAUGAUAGAGAUGCUAACUCAGAAAAUGAACCUGGAUCAAAAAGAAGUUACAGAUGAUCCCUUCAAAUCUCAUGUUGACCAGAUUGUUAAUUCUAUCCAUGAAUUUAAUUUUGAUGGUUCAGCUGGCAUUACUUUUGAAACUUGGUUCAAGAUAUAUGAAGAUUUGUUCACGGUCGACCUCAAAAACCUUGAUGACGCCGCUAAGGUCAGAAUACUCUUGCGAAAACUUGGAACUGUUGAACAUGAACGUUACAGUAACUUUAUCCUUCCAAAGAAUCCAAGAGAUUUUUCUUUCGAUGCAACGAUUGAAAUUUUGUCGCAAAUCUUUGCUGAGCAGUCAUCCUUGUUUAAUAUUCGUUAUCAAUGUCUCAAGAUGACAAAAGCAGGUGAUGAUGACUGGGUGAAGCAUGCGGGUUUAGUAAACCGUAAAUGUGAGCGCUACAAACUAUCAGCAAUGACAGAAGACCAGUUUAAGUGUCUCGUAUUUGUAUGCAGCCUCCAAUCUCCCGAAGAUGCCGAUAUUAGAACUAGAAUUUUGAGUAAAAUUGAACAAUGUCCGAAUAUGACACCACAAGAAGUAACCACAGAGUGCCAGAGCAUGGUAAACCUAAAGCAUGACACUUCGAUGGUCGAAAAUAAUGGCCAGUUGCCAUACGUUCGUGCUGUAAGCGGAAAAAACGAUUCUUGCUUAAGAAAGGUAUCGCACACAGAUAAUCAGCCUUCAUGUUGGUCUUGUGGUGGUUGGCAUUAUAAAAGGUUCUGCCCACAUAAAGAACAUUUUUGUAGCAAGUGUCAUCGCAAGGGACAUAAAGAAAACUGCUGCAGAAAAAGAACCCAUAAACGACAUUCUUUGAAACCCUACUCGAAGAAAUACAGAUUUAGUGCUCGAACUAACAAAAUAUUGGUAUCACAUCGAGCACGAAUUUGCCGCCAAAGAAAGUAUGUAAACUUGGAUAUAAAUAAAAGGCGUGCCCGCCUGCAACUCGACACCGCUUCUGACAUCACACUUAUUAGUCAGAGAACUUGGAAUCUUAUCGGUAAACCACAGGUUCUCCCAACAACCCAGUUAGCUCACAGCGCAUCUGGAGGAAAACUAAAUAUUGUUGGAGAGGUUUGUUGUACAGUUUCGAAAGGAAACGCCAAAACGAAUGCAACUUUAUAUCUUACACAGGAUCCAGGACUAGAUUUGCUAGGUCUAGACUUGAUAGAAGCACUACAAUUAGCAAAUCACCCCAUUAACCACAUAUGCAGCGCAGUGUGAACCAACAAACCGGUGGAAAAGGAUCUGAAGAGUGUUGUAUUGGAAAGACACAGUCAAGUGUUUACGGAAGAGUUGGGGGAAUGCAAAAAGGUAAAAGCACUAUUGAUUCUUAAACCGGGAGUCACCCCCGUCUUCAGACCAAAACGUCCGGUACCCUAUGCAGCGCUACCUAUUGUUGAACAAG